Messenger RNA from Linum tenue, 412 nucleotides. The record is from the annotation of a GenBank genome assembly. NCBI's taxonomy places the organism in Eukaryota, Viridiplantae, Streptophyta, Magnoliopsida, Malpighiales, Linaceae.
UUCCUCAUAGAAAAAGCAAUUGAAAAUUGAAUAUAUCAACAGUGCAUUAAAGCAACUUCUUGCUUAGCAAGAAAUGCAAAAUCCCAAAUCGAAAGCCAGUCUUUUACUUGGAAGCGAUAAUGUUAUUAUCUUCCCUGUCACGUGUACCCAAAACAAACACUUUGGAAGUGAGGUAGAGCAGUUGAGCUACUCUGAUCAGUUUUCGUUUUCUAAAGAAAACAAUCAGCUGUGUCCAGUCCACCAAUAAUCUGGUAGCCUGCGUCUAGAUAAUGAUCAUCCGGACAGUCAGUUUCUCCCAACAAAGUCUUAACCAAACAAAAGAGACUGAUAGAAUAUGUCGAAAGUGCAAGAUACAGAAGGGUUUCAUGUACUUGACAUAUCCUCAGGCAUAACUAAUUAAAGUAAUUCUUAA